Molecule: messenger RNA, 3024 nt
Organism: Alternaria incomplexa
Lineage: Eukaryota; Fungi; Ascomycota; Dothideomycetes; Pleosporales; Pleosporaceae
Exons: 1
Coding region: 1-3024 (1007 amino acids)
Molecular function (GO): microtubule binding
Source: RefSeq, a predicted model, not a curated record
AUGGACGUCUUUCGGUCGCCUAUGCGCAUGAUCCCGCCCCUCACACCCCGUCGCGUCCCAUCACCAGCCAUGUCGCCCGCCGGCAGAAGAGGCAGAACGUAUGGCAGCUCGGAAGAGACCCGCCUCCGCGACCUGUCGCCCGAGACGACCCUCCGCGCCUUCACACAAAAGCCCAUGCCGUUCGACACAACACGCGACGAAUACAAAAUGUUUUCCUGCAUCGAGACCCUCACCGCCGCCGAGAGAGACUUGGGAUCGCGCGUCGCAAAGGCUGCGCAGCGGCUGAAGAUAUGGUGCGCCGAGAUUGAGCAAUGGGGGUGGUCGGGCAGCUUCGAGCAGCCCAGCGCCCAGGUCCGCGAGCAGAGGAGGAAAAGCAUCGAGCUGCGCAUCAAGGAGCACGUCGCCGAUUCCGACAUGGGCAAUGUCAUGCCGCCAUUAGAAUACUGGGGUUCGAUGCUGUCGGUCGAGGUGGAGCAACACGAGGCGCGCCUCGACGACAUCGCCGACGAGAUGCUCAAGCUUGACGUCGAAGAGCUGAAGGAGCACGUGCUGGAUAUGCACCCGGCAGGCAGGUCGAGGCCGUCCUCUGCGGGCUACGAGGCCAACCGCCAGCACUACAAGGUCAUGGACGACUUCUCCUUUCUCAUCACCCAGACCCUCCUAUCCGCCCUACCGCACCACGCCCAGCUCAAAGCCCGCCUAAGCACGUGGACCGCCCGCGUCUCCAUCCUCCGCGAAGCCCCGCGUUACACCGGCGAACUCGAUACGGCGCAAGAAGCCAUGCGGCUAGGCUGGGAUGCCAUCGAGGCACCAGCAGACACGUCCGACGCUGCAUUUGAGCAGUGGAAAAAGGCAGUAGAUACCAUAUCGCUUGUGCUUCAUCAGAAGGUCAGCGACUUGGGGAGGCAACUAGACAAGAUGCUCGAUACACUCGAAGGACAAGAGGACAGUCUACCGGAGCACUGGAUAGACGUCUUUGAAACGACAGAGGCUGACUAUGGGCAAUGGAAACACGAAUCAAGAAGGAGGAUAAUCGAUCUCGAGGUUCGGAGACGGGCGGAAGGUUUUAACACUACCGAGAAGGGCGCCCCUGAACCUGCGCUACAACCAGAGGCCGAUGCGGGUACGACUGCGCAUACAAGCGGCGAGCGGGUAUUGACAACAGCAUCCUCAUCAGUCAAUGCUGGUAACGAUGUGUCCAUUGUCGCACCCACUGCGGCUGUGCAAUCCGCUACUACAUCCAGAUUGGAUGCUCUCAAUGCUCGAAUCGACUCUGUCGCAUCUACACUCCAAUCGCCGCCACCGAAGCUUGCUUCGCAGAGCAGCCGCCACAACGCCAUGCAGGAUGACUACUUCAGUGCGCCCCAGCGUGGGAUCUUCUCUGGAGACUAUGCCAUGAACGCAUCGAGCAGCAGCAACUCAACACUUCAUACCUCCAUCGGCUCCAGCAACGCACGACAAGUCUCGGGUGAGACCUAUGUUACCGAACACGAGCUGGCACAAGGUUUCGCGUCACCAUCGAAGUCCCCUACUGCGACCACACAUCUAGAGAAGAUGAGCUUCGAACCAGGACCGGCCUCUGUUGACGAAGACUCGGAGUUCGAAGAAGGCGACACUGUUGUACAGUACGAUCUUGAUGAAGGCCCCGAAGAAGUCGCCAUCCAUACAGAGACUGACGACCAUUCAUCCCAAGCAUCUUUACAAGGCAGGCCCAAACCUCUGGCGCUUUUCGGCAAUCCCACGAUUACAAAGAACGAUGGACAGGACAGCCCCGUUAUGGAGCCUCCUCAAACGCCGCGAUCAUGGAGAGGCAGCCUUAGUUCGCUGUCCACAGAUAUGUCGCCUGAUUCAAGCCCACCUAGUACCAUCGAGGAGUCUCCUUCAGUCCGAAACGCCACUAACCGUUCUAUGAGAGCGCCACGUCCUGAACUGAAUGCAGCCAUGGCGAAGCGUCGGCCAGUCAAGACCACUGCUGAUGACACAUCAAGCGCUCCAUGGCCACCGACGCACUUUGCUCAGAAAGCUAACAACAGCGCUGAAGAACUUGAGCGAAAGAUCUCCGACAUCCUCACGACUAUUCCCGCUCACAUUAGGCUUAGGUCAGGCCCAGGCCCCGAUGCGCCCGAAAUCAAGUCGGCGCGUGGCCUUCUCGCGAAAAGCAGUCGUGGCUAUCUACGCGCAGCUCGCUCAGUCAGCGGCCUCAAGUCACCUGAGCUCACACUGUCCCCUGCAAAGACUGAAUUCGAGUUGAACAACGCUGCUUCAGGACGGAGGUCGGCUGCAGCUGCGAGAGGCGACAACGACAUCAAACUGUAUCAUCUCACACAACCUGGCAAAGAACAGCCGAUCAAGCUGUUCAUCCGCCGCGUUGGCGAGAAUGGCGAACGUGUCAUGGUGCGUGUCGGCGGUGGUUGGUCUGACCUAGGCGAGUACCUGCGCCAGUACGCUGAGCACCACGGCCGCAGGACAGCAAGCGAAGGCAAAUUUGAGGUACUGGGUCUGGAGGUGAAGAACCCCGAUAGUUCGCCGACGAGACCUGACAGCAGGGCGAGUAAGAUGGAAAGACGCAUCAGCGUUGGCUUUCCCCUGGCCAGCCCAUCCACCACACCCGUCAAGUCAUCUGGUCUAGCCUUUACAAGCGACGAAGCGCCACCGCCGAUGCCCAGCUUCCUUCCUGGAACACCAGGUGCCACCACUGAAGACCCGGCGAUACCCUCGACAACUUCGUCUCGCAGUUCCUGGCAGGGUAGGGAAGUCGGAAUGGCGGGCCCAUCAGCCAAGAAAUUAGAUCUCAGCGGCGAGAAGCUGGAGUGGAUUGAGGGCAUGAUGAAGCAGGCUCGCACCGUGAGUAGCAACGUCAUUACCUCAAGCCAUCCAAAUUUCGAGCGCACCGACAGUAGGAGUGACAGCCGCCCUGGCAGCGCUGUAGGAGGAAAGAAGACAGAAUUUGGUGAUUUAGGCAAGGUUGGUGCGACCAAGCGUGUCUUUAUGAAGGGUGGUAAGCCCGGUUUAGGCGAUCACUAG